AUUUCCAUUUCAUUUCAUUUGUUCUCUCUCUCUCCAAAUAUUAUACUACUACUCUACAUACACAAACAACAACAGGGGAUCUAUAUAUCUAUAUCUAUAUCUAUAUCUAUAUAUCUUAUCUCAAUAUCACACACACUCUGUCUCUCUCUCUCUCUCUUGAUCAGAAAAAAGUGGCCCAGAGGAUCCCAGAUUACAUUUCCUUUUCUUUCUUUCUUUUUAUUUUAUAUGUUCAGAUCAUCGUUUUCGACCAGUUUGACGAAUUACUAUUUUAGGUACGAGCUAGGAAUGGCUACUAAAGUACAAUCUAAGACAUAUUUUCCGGGUUCCAUGAUGGAUCUAAAUAACAGUUUAUAUAAUGGAAUGUGGGAUUCAUUUCAAGAUGAUAGAGUCUCUGUCUCCGAAAGGAGUCCAUGUUACGACCCCUACUUGACGAGGCAAACCAUGAAUGGGUACGCCGAAUAUCCUAAAGAACAAAUAAAGCUAACGAUUUUGAAGCAAGAGUCGAUCUUUAGGCAACAGCUUCAAGAACUUCAUCGAGUGCAUAAACGGCAGAGAGACUUGAUGAACGAUAUCACAAUGAAAGAGCAUUACAAUUUGACAAUGCUGGCAGAAGCACCAAAGCCAAGUCAUUUUUUAAGUCAAGUUUCUUCCCAAUUUUCAAAAGAGAUGCAUACUCAGAGAAGAGUGAUCGAUUUAGAACUGCCCGCUGACUUGGCCAAGGGUAAUGAAGAGAAACGAGUAACGAAAAAUGCCCAUAAUUUGGGCACGAAAAGAGCUUAUAAUUUGGCUGAUCUUAAUGAACCAGUUCUAGUGGAGGAAGCAUCCUUUGCACCAUCCUUUAUUAACAAAAACUGUUAUCAAAAGCAAGAUGUAUCUGCAAAUUCGAAUUCAGGGUUAUGGUUCUUACAAGCUCAUGAGCCAAAGAAGCCCCUUGACUAUAUAUCGAGAAAAAGAACGUUAUUUGGUGUGGAACUUUGUGAAAGCAGUCAUACACCGUCUUCUUCACAAUCAGCUCCACGGGAUCAGAAUAUUUCAAUAUUUAGCCAUAACCGUUGGAUUGGCUCCUCUGAUGCAUCGAGGCACAUUCCAGACGAGUUUAAUGGCAAUAAUCGUGCUAGUUUUAGCAUUUCUAGAUUUAUGACAAAUGGUUUAGACUCCAAGGUUUCAGUGUCUGAUUUUCUUAAAGAAGCUCCUGAUAAAUACAACGGUCUUGAUGGGAAAAAUGAAGAAAACCUUGAAAAGCAGCCGCUUUCUUGGCUUAUGAACACCAAAGGGAAAGAAACGACACUUUAUCAGAUGAAUAUGGAUUCUCUGCAGCACCAUUCUCAGCAGUUUUUCAAGAAAGUUGAGAAAGUUCAAACUGAUAAUUGCAAUGGAAUUACAAAGAUUCUUGGGGUCCCCAUUACUGACGUGCCUGCUGACUUUGAGGAUUCUGUCAAAGAGAAUGGUAAAAAUAACUGCAUAUCGGAAAUGAGGCAUCACAUUGAUUUGAAUUUGUCUUUUGAUGAAGAAGAGGAUCCUUCAUCAACGCCGUUCAUUCCAGCAGCCGUUGUCAAAAUUGCUUCAAUGGAGAUUGACUUAGAGGUUCCUGCAGCUUUUGAAGACGAAACAGAUGAUGUUUUCAUUGAUGCCAAUGAGGAAGUCGUUAAAGAUGCAGCAGAGGCUAUUGUAGCCAUUUCAUCAUCUGAGUUUCUCACGUCUUGUGAGACUAGCCAGCCACCUCAGCAAGCACCGUCACCAGCUGACACUGUGCUGCGGUGGUUUGCAGAGGUAAUUGAAUCUGGUCCAAAUUUGAACAACGAUGAAGAGUCUGUUCCUGAAGAUAUGGACCACUUUGAGUACAUGUCGUUAAAGCUUGAAGAAACAGACAAAAUGUAUGAGUUCUAUAAGCCGAUGAUUUUGGAGGAGAAGGAAGAAGAUGAAGGCUUAUUGAAAAAACGGACUAGAAAGGGACAAGGUAAGAGAGGUAGGCAGAGGAGAGACUUUCAGAGGGAUGUCUUGCCAGGUAUUGUUUCUUUAUCAAGGCGUGAAGUGACUGAGGAUCUUCAGAUGUUUGAAGAGGCGUUUAGUGGCAUUGGUGUUUCUUGGCAGUCAAAGAGGAAAGCUUGUAAUAAAAAUGCCAGAGGCAGGCGGCAUUUAGUGGUUCCUACCCCUUCUUCUCCCACAUUGCCGCCACAAGCAUCACCAUCAGUGGCAGCUGUUGAGCAGAGUGUUUGUAGGGAGGCGGCGUUGGAGAAAAGUCUUAGAGGUUGGGGGAAAAGGACGAGACGUCUGCCAAGGCAGAGAUGUCAAAAUAACAACAGUAAUCAUCACUCUCUUGCUUUAAAGUGUUGAGUAGUGUUGUUAUAUAUCCGCACUUAGUGCAAUUUAAAAGCCCACCCUCCAUCUUUUGGAGACCAUUGUUGUACAUAAUUUACACUGUAGACUUUUUAAUUCAUGUCUGAUGGUACAAAACUGAUAAACUUGUCUGUCCAUCACCAAAGUUGGGUUGUUUGGCAAGAUAAACGGCAUUCUGUUUUAUGAGGUCGAUAUAAAACAGGAAUAAGGUGUUUAUUUGAA
Messenger RNA from Erigeron canadensis, 2559 nucleotides. RefSeq lists its product as uncharacterized. Lineage: Eukaryota; Viridiplantae; Streptophyta; Magnoliopsida; Asterales; Asteraceae. The coding region runs from base 226 to 2334 and encodes 702 amino acids. The record is from RefSeq and is a predicted model, not a curated record. The transcript is spliced from 3 exons.